UUAGAUACAAAAUUACGAAGACCGGAGAGUUUCCUUAAUACUUUCUUAAAAUGAACGUAGCAAGAUACACAUUCCAAAAGAACUGGAGAAAACUCUAUAGCAUUGCUGUGCGAGACAUUCACGUAUCAUGCGUCAACAGAAACAUCAAUGAUGCGAAAGUUAUCGAUAAUCAAAUGAUUCGGAUGACUUGGGAUGAUAACGAAAUCUGUGAUUUUCCACAUAUAUUCCUCAGAGAUAACUGUCAAUGUUCCACUUGUUUUCAUCCUGAUUCAAAACAAAGAUUACUCGAUACUGUAAAAACUAUCGAUUUAAGCAUACAACCAAAGGAAGUUCAGUUGGACAAAUCAAAUUCAGAUGUUACCAUAACAUGGCCUGAUGAACACGUCAGCAAAUUUUCAAGUAAAUGGCUGAAGGAAAGGAAAUUUCCGAACGAAGGAGAAAAGAUUAAUUCCACCAUAUUCAAAGACAUCAAAAGGAUAACAUGGUCGUCGAAGUAUAUAAAAGAAAACAUGCCUUACAUAGAAUAUGACGACCUUAUGAAGAACGAUGAAACUUUGUUGCAACAUUUUGAAAAUUUGAUAUCACUGGGUUUGAGUAUUAUUAAAUCGGCUCCUGCAGAAUCUGGGGUUUUGAAUAGGAUAACAGAUAAAAUGACUUACGGAUACAUGAAGAAAACGCAUUACGGUGAAAUCUUCACAGUCAGGAACAAACCUUCGCCAAACAAUUUGGCGUAUACGGCAGGCUAUUUGCCACUACAUGUUGACCUACCAUAUAUAGAGUACCAGCCAGGGAUUCAACUUCUUCAUUGCAUCGAGCAAAGUGAUGGCAAAGAUUCCGGUGUUAAUCACUUAAGUGAUGGAUUCUAUACAGCAGAAAGGUUGAAGGAACAAUACCCAGACUAUUUUGAUCUGUUAUGCAAAGUCAAAUUCAAAUUUAACGAUAUUGGUGGGGACAUAUUUGGUGAAUUUAAUAAAGAACUUGAAAGACCUGUGAUCGGAUUGGAUGACUUUGGUGUGGUGCAAAGCAUCAGUUACAAUAAUCAUGUGCGAAGCUCAUUUGUCAAUGCUCCAUCAAAGACAGUCUUUAAAUCAUAUGAAGCUUUGUACGUUUCUACGCGCAUGCACUAUUCUGAAGUCCUUGAGUAUAAAAUGGAGCCAGGAGAUAUCAUGGUUUUUAAUAACAAGCGUGUUUUGCACGGACGAACAUCGUUUGAUCCCACCACAACAACGCGAUGGCUGGAGGGAUGUUAUUUUGACUGGGACGAGGUAGCGUCAAUAUAUCGGGUAACAAAAGCUAGGUUGAAUAAAGACAAGUAAGAUACAAAUAAAAGUUGUGAUAAAUUUGUUUCCAAUGUGUGUGUGCGUAAUGCAUGUAAUUUAAGGAUUUUUGUAAACGUAGUCUCGUUUUCCGAGGAUUUUUCGAACAUCAGAGAGGACAUAAACAGCCAUCUCAAGGA
Molecule: messenger RNA, 1456 nt
Organism: Hydractinia symbiolongicarpus
Lineage: Eukaryota; Metazoa; Cnidaria; Hydrozoa; Anthoathecata; Hydractiniidae
Product: gamma-butyrobetaine dioxygenase-like
Exons: 4
Coding region: 51-1316 (421 amino acids)
Biological process (GO): carnitine biosynthetic process
Cellular component (GO): mitochondrion
Molecular function (GO): oxidoreductase activity
Source: RefSeq, a predicted model, not a curated record